Messenger RNA from Salvia splendens (bonfire salvia), 2977 nucleotides. RefSeq names its product transcription factor PCL1. Lineage: Eukaryota; Viridiplantae; Streptophyta; Magnoliopsida; Lamiales; Lamiaceae. The record is from RefSeq and is a predicted model, not a curated record. Gene Ontology annotation, cellular component: nucleus. The coding region runs from base 186 to 1157 and encodes 323 amino acids. Gene Ontology annotation, biological process: regulation of DNA-templated transcription. Gene Ontology annotation, molecular function: DNA-binding transcription factor activity; DNA binding. The transcript has 2 exons.
UUUUAGAGGAUCAACAAAUAUCUGAGGAAGGAGUCCAGCGUGGCACUCCACUUGGAAUCUGAUAUUGCACUUUUUCCACCCAAAAACUACUUAUUUAUAUCCACACCCCACAAUGAUAAUCCAAUUCCUCUCUCUCACUCCCAAAUCAAACAUCCUAUCUGAAUUUGAUCACUGAUUCCAAUUCCAUGAGUGAAGAAGCGAAGAUCGACGACUCCGUCUCCGACUGGGAGGACGGCCUUCCCUCUGCCGAAGACCUCACCCCCUUAUCCCAGUGCCUGAUCCCCCUCGAAUUGGCCUCCGCCUUCCGAAUCUCGCCGGACCCGCCCCGCACCGCCGUCGACGUCACCCGCGCCUCUCGCACCACCCUCUCCUCCCUCCGCAUCUCCUCCUCCGCCGCCGCCGCUGCCAAUUUCAAGCCGUUCGGCGACGAUCAAGCCAUGGCCGCCGCCGCCGACGAGGGCGCCGACGAGGGCUCCGACCCGAAGAAGACCCGCCGCGCGGACUCCCCCGACGAUCCGACGGUCGACAACUGCACCGACGACCAGUCGACGGCCACGGCGAAGGCUCUGAAGCGGCCGCGCCUCGUGUGGACCCCGCAGCUGCACAAGCGGUUCGUGGACGUGGUGGCGCACCUAGGGCUGAAGAACGCCGUGCCGAAGACGAUUAUGCAGCUGAUGAAUGUCGAGGGUUUGACUCGGGAGAACGUCGCCAGCCAUCUGCAGAAGUACAGGCUGUAUGUGAAGAGGAUGCAGGGUUUGUCCAACGAGGGGCCGUCCCCGUCCGAUCACCUCUUUGCCUCGACUCCGCUGCCAACGCAGAGCUUCAACGAGUCGUCAAGCGCCGGCCCCAGCCACGGGAAUGGAAUUGCAAACGGAAGCCAUAGCAGUGUUGGUAAUAAUGGAAGUAGUGCUAAUAACCAUAUGGGGAUGUCAAUUCCGAUGCCAUACCCUCCGCCGCCUCAGAUUGUGCCGAUGCAGAUGAUGGGAAUGGCGCAUGGACACGGCUACCAUGGAUACGAAGCUGCGCAUUCGCAUCAUAGUCAUCACUAUCAGCAGCAGCAGUAUGGGAGUAUGAUGCAGCAGCAGAGGGAUUGGUCUGGAAAUAAGUAUAAUGGCUAUCCGCAGCAUCAUACGACUCAAAACAAUAGCAAGUGUUAGGCAGAGCGGUGUUGGAUGUCGGAAUAAAGGGUCUGGUGGAUUCAUUGCCUUGGGAAUGUGGCAUGUGAAGUGAACCUCAGCUAUGACUAAUGUUUUGCCAAAUUCAUUCUUUUUAUCCUGUGAAACAUAGAUUUCUCAAUCUGGUAAAUGAGUUUUUUUAAUUGUAUAUUGUGUACUUGCUUUCAGCGGAUGUCUUAUUGCUUAUUAAGUAGUACUCUAUAUAGCUUGGUUCUUUGAGACCCAAAUCAAGAUUGUUCCGAAAAGAAGAUACAUAUAGCAUUUAUGGAGAAGUGUUGGAUACUCUGUAUAUCCCUAUUUCUUCUUAUUUUAUGCAUAGCAGGACUAGGAUAAAUGAAAUUAUUGGCCUACAAUGUUAAAUUUGGAUUCUGUACAUGGAGUAUUUAUGUUUCAGUUAACUGGCUCUCAGUUCAACUAUAGUCCUGAAGUCCAUCCAUGAUGCCCUCGUAGUAGAACAGAGCUCAAAGAUAUGGAGAUUUUAUCUGCCAAAAUAUAGUCGCUCUCGUCACUUUUUGGAACAUAAUCUUGGAUAUAUUUUCUUUGUGGAAGAGUUGUUGUGAAUUACUCCUUUCAGCUUUGUAGCCAUCUCCUCUGCAGUUGAAAUUCUAUCUGACUUAAAAUCUCAGAUCAUCUUUCAUCCAUCUUUUCUUGAUGUUAUGUUUCCCGUUUCCUGAUUCCUCUACUUUUCUUAAGAAAUGUAAGAUAUUCCACCAUCAUUUUAUGUAGCCUUGGUCCUCCUAUGAAGGCUUGCAAUACUUUUAGCUAGUUUGAUAGCAAUUUAGAAUUUAUUGUGGUUGUGUUUGAUACUGUUCCAUAUUGUUGUAAUGUUAUCCUAUUAUCCCCCUUUAGAUACGAACAUAUCAUUGAAUAUAAACAUGUGUUCUGGCAUCUUUUUAUCUUGUUUAUCUAAUGAUUUACUGUAUAUCUUAGUUCCUUAAAGGUUUUUUUCAUUGGAUCAGAAAAUGACCUGUCACCUUUUUUACUUUUAAAAAGGGAGAAUCUUACAAGCUUUGCACCAUUUUCAACAGUGACUUUUUUUAAUGUUCAAUGUGUCCAUAUAUAUGUAUGGUUUUUUUUUCUAUCUGGAUAUCUGUUCCCAAAAAAAGAUUGCUUUUCUUUGUCCUCCCUCUUUUCUGCUUGCUCCUUUUCAUCUUAUUGCAGUCAAGAAUGAUCCUAGUUUUUUCAUAAGCAGUCUGUAAUUGAAUUCCUUUAGGAUUUCAUUGUAAUUCCUAGGAAAGUACAGCUGUCUUGGAGCCAUAUAAGCAUUGAAGUGGAAAUUUGAGUUUUCAGGUUUUGCAGGUGACAUUAAAAUGCUACAGUUCUCCCCUUUUGACAGUUCUAGGUCUCUUCGACUGUCAAAUUGCUUUUUUAUGCUUGAGGAGCAUUGUUGUUGCCACCUAACGAAUGUGUGUGAUUUGAUAGCAUAACACAUUCAGAUUUUGCUAAGCUUGGUUAUAAUUCAAGUACAGAUGCCCCUGGUUUACUACACCAGAUCCUUUGGAAGAUUACAGAAUGUGGCGUCUCAUGGCAUUUGGUGUCGGCUGCCAGAGUAAAAUGGAAGAUUGAGUGCAAUGAUUUUUUUUUGUGCACUGAAGCUAAACCUUACCGUCAAAUUAGUCUCGCCUUCAUGCAGAAGUUGAGUGUUUUUCUGUGACUUGCUGUACUGAUGAUUAAUGUUUGUGUGUUUCUGGACAAGCAUGGCUUUACUGAGAUUGGUUUUUCAGAAUCCAGUAUUAAUAUACUCCUAAUAACUACACUUUUCCAUUAACCAGAUAUCGAGUCUCCUUCCCUUUUUGCCAUGA